UUCUCGACCCUCCACCGUCGUUGCUCUCUGGAAGAAAGAACUGCUCGGCUCUCUUUCCCUCUACACGUCGGAGCAGCUCCUCGAACGCCGCCGACGACGACGACGCCGUCUCUCUCUCUCCCUCUUUCUUGCUCAGAAGCCAUUCCAAAGCUUAUUUUGAUAAGGUACCGUUUCUAUGCUACUGAUUCUUUACUCCAUUCCGCCAUUUACUCAAAAAGGUUUCUGAAAAUCUUAGGGUUCUAGCUGCGAUUCCGUCUUUCUUCUUCGACACUUUCCCUAAAGAAGCACGGACUGUGUUUCUUGCGAAUUCCCUGUUGCUCGACUUUGUUUUUGGUUUCUUCAGUCUACUUCGUUUUACGGAGUAAAACUGCAUGCUGGACGGUUUUCUCUUGUUGUGGUUCACUGCAUUGGAUUCUGUUGGACUCGGUUGAAGUUGACAUUGUUGGUGUAGGGAAAGGACUAGUGUGUGAGAAUUAGAAGCAUCCAGCAGCAGCAAGAAGAACAAGAGAAGCAAGUGAGUCAAUAUGGACGAGGAACAAGUAGUGAAAUUUGUGGAAACAUACCUAAAGAAGAAAGGGUUCAAACAAGCAGAGCUUGCUUUCCACGAGGAAGUUCAGAAGAACUCAAGUGCCAACUCAAUCAAGAUCCACUCGGAUCCUGAUCUCUCAAAUCUGAUCCUCUCACUUUCAAAGUCAGGGGACGAUCCAGCACAGUACCAUGAAGAGUAUGGCAAACUAAGAACAUGGACCUUCAAUUCGCUUGAUUUAUACAAGCAUGAGUUGCUUCGGGUGCUUUAUCCGGUAUUCAUUCAUUGUUAUAUGGAUCUGGUGGCAAAAGGUCAUAUUCAAGAUGCGAGAGCCUUCUUCAACACCUUUCGUGAAGACCAUGAAAUGCUCCAUGCCAGAGACCUUCAGAAGUUGGAAGGAGUUCUUUCACCCUCUCAUAUACAGGAGAUGGAAUUCGCUCAUACUCUUAGGCAGAGCAAAGUCAACAUCAAGAUGUGUGAGUAUUCCAAUGAGCUCCUGAUGCAGCAUCUGCGAAAGACAAAAUCCACCACAGUCCUUGGGAUUGUCAACGAGCGAAUUAACUUCCAAGUUUCUCCUGGACAACCAGGUUUAAUAUCUGAUGAUGCUGAGGUUGUGACGCUAAUUGGAACCAGUCAGGAUGCAGCUAAUAAAAUUAACAAGAAAGAAGUACAUUGGGGGUUACUGGAAGAUACAUUGGAAGAUCGUCUAGAAAAGGCAGGGGGGUUGCAAUCUGAUACAGAAAAGCCAGAAGGAGACACCAAAGAUGGUGAGAUUGAUGACAAUAAGAAACGAUUGGCAGAGGGCGGAAAACAAGGUACUUCAGUAAAAAAAUCAAAAAAGGACAAGCCAGCUGGUGGUUCAGCAAAAGCUCGAGCUGAAACUAUUGUCGUACCUGCAGCCCCUCGUGUCAAACCGGAGCUUCCUUUACCAGUAAUGCCAGCAGAAGUCGAACAGUCCAUCCUUGAGGACUUGAGAAACCGCGUUCAGUUGAGCAGCACAUCAUUGCCUUCUGUUAGCAUGUAUACAUUUAUCAACACGCAUAACAGUUUGAACUGCUCCUCAAUCUCAAAUGAUGGAUCAUUAGUUGCUGGUGGAUUUUCAGACUCCUCCCUAAAGGUGUGGGAUAUGGCAAAACUUGGGCAACAAGCUAGCAGUUCUACUCCGCAGGCUGAAAUUGAUGCUUCUGUUGAGCACAUACAAGGGCCAAAUGGUAGCAAGAGAUCUUACACAUUGUUACAGGGCCACUCUGGUCCUGUUUAUUCAGCCACCUUCAGUCCACUUGGUGAUUUUAUUCUUUCAUCUUCUGCAGACACCACCGUUAGGCUGUGGAGCACCAAGCUGAAUGCCAAUCUUGUUUGUUACAAAGGUCAUAAUUACCCUGUCUGGGAUGUACAGUUUAGUCCUUUUGGACAUUAUUUUGCAAGUGCUUCCCAUGAUAGAACAGCAAGAAUUUGGUCUAUGGACAGAAUUCAGCCAUUACGAAUAAUGGCAGGUCACUUGUCUGAUGUUGAUUGUGUGCAAUGGCAUGCCAACUGCAACUACAUUGCUACGGGCUCCAGCGACAAGACGGUACGACUCUGGGACGUACAGAGUGGGGAAUGCGUCCGGAUUUUCAUCGGGCACCGGAGCAUGAUCUUGUCACUGGCAAUGUCACCUGAUGGGCGAUAUAUGGCAUCUGGUGAUGAAGAUGGUACCAUCAUGAUGUGGGACCUCUCAAGUGGCCGCUGUGUUUCACCUCUAAUGGGCCAUAACUCAUGCGUCUGGACACUUGCUUUCAGUUGUGAAGGUUCUCUUAUGGCUUCUGGUUCUGCCGAUUCCACUGUGAAAUUGUGGGAUGUAACUUCGAGCACCAAGGGCACUACUAAAACCGACGAAGGCAAAACCGGAAACACUGCCAGCAAGUUGAGAUCUCUGAAGACCCUGCCAACAAAGUCGACCCCGGUUUACUCUUUGAAGUUUUCCAGAAGGAAUCUCCUCUUUGCAGCCGGCGUCCUCUCCAAGAAUGUCUGACAAGAGAUGAUUGAUUAGAAAUCUGCGACAUGGUCGAAACUGCAGAGGAAGGGUCCGCUAAGAAACCGUAAGCGCUGGCCUGCAAACAUAGUGCUUGAGAGUGGAGCAGUUUUUGUUCUUUCUGAAUGAUCUGUUGGGGAUCCUUAAAUUUUCGAGGGAAGUAGAAAGCAGUCAUAACUCAUAUGUGCAUAUAUGCAAUUACAUAUACGAUGGUUCGUCUUCUCGAUGUAAACGAUAUUAUACUUCUGUAUCAUGGUCGAUUCCUUGCACUAUUUCCUUAUCAUACGACUUAAGACUAGUUUAAAUGCAGAAGGGGAAAGGAUGUGUACCUUGCCCGUGCUCAUAAUCGUGUUCCCAUAUCGUAAAAAAAACAUUAUGCUACGUCGUGUCAUGUCCGUGCCAAACCCAUAAGGUCUAGGCAAAGCGAGCCCUUAGUACUUGCGCUCGAGCUGGGUCGACCCAUAAAUAUUGUCUUUGUGCCUGUAUUGUGACUGGCUCGUGGGAUACCCAGGUAGGUAAAGUUACCAUACUAUUUUUAGUUCUAAUUCUGAGGCCAACAAAGUUAAGAGAUCAAUUGGAUUGUGUUGGAGUACUAUAACUGGUGGUGUUGUCCCUUGUCUUGUCGCCACCAAAAUACAACGUAUGGUGUUAGCUUGCUCAUUUUGCAAUUCUAUGGUCCUAAACCUACCCAAAAUAUUAAAAAAAAAAAAAUCAACUUGCCAAACCUGUCUCUCUCCGCUCAGGACAUGAUAAAUGCCCAACCAAAGCCCUGAACUUCCUGUUCCAAAUCAUAACUAACCUAUACCACUCUGUAUUUGUACGUGUGAGUGUGACUAUAUAUUAAGCUGAUAGAAUGAUGCAUGCCAUCUUUCAUCACCACCACUACUACUCAUCUUCCUUGGAUGAAAGGGAUCAGGGCGUACGUCGUGCGAUUCGCCACUUUCUUGUGAUGAAGGUUAGAGUACUCAACGCUGACGGUGUCGGAGGCAGGAGGAGAUGGAGGAUGAUUGCGAGGGAGAAGAGAACGAAGCUGUACAUUAUCCGGAGGUGUGUGGUGUUGCUGCUGUGCUGGAAACCAGAUGAUGAUUGAUCGAGUUCUUAUCAGCGGAUGGUCGACCAUGGAAGUUGCUACUUGGCUAACUAGUAGAUGACAUUGACAUGAUGGAAUCAUAAUUUGGCUCAAGAAAGCCAGUUUUUGAGCAUACCUUCGGAAGCUUCUGUUUCAACUUCUUGGACUUGAAUAACGUUUCAGGUUUUCAUGUUUAUCAUCAACUUCUGCAGUAGCAGCAGCAACACCAACUCUAAUGGCAGUUUCGUCCUUCUGCAAGAACAGCAACUACCUAGAUAGCUUCCCACAAGAGAGUGAUGCGAAGAAAUAUCUGUCUCGAUUGAUUAAAAGUAGCAAUCAUCA
Molecule: messenger RNA, 3948 nt
Organism: Linum trigynum
Lineage: Eukaryota; Viridiplantae; Streptophyta; Magnoliopsida; Malpighiales; Linaceae
Source: the annotation of a GenBank genome assembly